CUUUCUUCCUCGAAAUAUUGUCCAUUACACCAGCUGUGUUUUAUCUCUUUCCCACAUCGGGUGAAGGUCCCAGAAUGUUCUAGACGUUUUAAUGUAUAUAUUUUGGCGCGACGGCAGCGCUGCGUUUCAUUCAUUUGUGAAGUUGCUGAUGUGAAGUGUUGAAUUGUGUUGUGUGUGUUAUUUUAAUAAUUUCGCUUUUUUCUACUGACUGGAUUACUUAUAGAAGGUUCUAUUGCAAGAUUCAAAAUGGGCAAAGACUAUUACAAAAUAUUAGGUCUAUCAAAAGGUGCGUCUGAUGACGACAUAAAAAAGGCAUACAGAAAGUUGGCACUAAAAUACCAUCCGGAUAAGAACAAGGCUCCCGGUGCCGAGGAGAGAUUUAAGGAGGUCGCAGAAGCGUAUGAAGUGCUCUCUGAUAAGAAGAAAAGGGAGAUCUACGAUGCGCAUGGUGAGGAGGGCCUGAAGGGUGGAAUGGGCAGCCACAACGGUCCAGGAGGCGGCCAGUCCUUCUCAUACACAUUCCAUGGAGACCCGAGGGCGACAUUCGCACAGUUCUUCGGCUCUGCGAGUCCGUUCCAAGCGUUCUUCGAUCUGAACGGCGGCGGUGGCGGCACGACGAUGUUCUUCGACCGCGACAUGGACGUAGAUAUGGAUCCGUUCGCGAACAUGGGCAUGGGACAGGCGCGACCAGGCGGCCCCGGCGGCGCAUUCCGAAGCCACAGUUUCAACUUCCAUGGCUCGCCAAGCAGGAAGGAGAAGACGCAAGACCCGCCCAUCGAACACGAUCUAUACGUGUCGCUCGAAGACAUCGCGCGCGGAUGCGUUAAGAAAAUGAAGAUCUCUCGCCGCGUCAUUCAACCCGACGGCACUUCGAAAAAGGAGGACAAAGUGCUGACGAUACACGUGAAGCCCGGCUGGAAGGCGGGCACGAAGAUAACGUUCCAGAAGGAGGGCGACCAGGGCCGCAACAAGAUCCCCGCGGACAUCGUGUUCAUCAUCCGGGACAAGUCGCACCCCCUGUUCAAACGAGAAGGCAGCGACGUCAGAUACACGGCAAAGAUAUCGCUCAAACAGGCACUCUGCGGAACCAUCAUUGAAGUACCAACCAUGUCUGGGGAGAAGUUAACAGUAAAUCUUCAAGGUGAAGUGGUGAAGCCCCACACAGUGAAGCGAUUCCCAGGGUAUGGCCUCCCAUUCCCUAAGGAACCCACAAGGAAAGGUGACUUACUUGUUGCCUUUGACAUCAAGUUCCCAGACCGUCUGUCAUCAGGAGUUAAGGAAAUACUUAUGGACACAUUACCCAACUAGAAUUAAUAGUGAAUAUCUCAUUGGACCAGAUUUAAGUAUAUAAUGAUGAUGGUUCUGACUACCUUGGCUAGAAAAGCGAAUGAACAGAAGUUGACCUGAACAGUGCCGAUGGGAACUUCAGCAUGUUGUGCCUGUUUGACAGAGGAGUAAAUGAUUUAAAAGUUUGGACAUGUCAGAACGCCAGUUUUAUAUGCUCAAACCUAGUGAUGGGACAUUUCUACCCGAUCAUGUAGGAACUUUACUCAUGUUGCUGCCUAAGUAUUAGCUGUGUUAUUACAACCGAGUGAAUGUUGGACUUAUAAUUUUGUGGUCUUCGUGCGUUCUAGUACGGCGGACUCGUGCGAGUGUUGUGUGAUUAAUUUAAUUUAAUUAAGUUGUACAUAUUUUUUACCACAUGUAAAUAAUGGCUCGGCAGCAAUUGUAAGUUUUAAGUUUUACGAAACUUGGAAUUGACAAUUGCGCGUGUGAUGCCGACGAAAUGGUGUUUCGAUAAUGUGUGCAGGCGCAUUGUUGGGAUUCUGUUUCGCCGGUUUAGGACGUAGUGACAGUGAAAGUGGCCGGCUUAUCACUUAUAAUUGCUGUUAAAUGACUAAUAAACAAACAUACAAUUAGCUA
This is a messenger RNA of Manduca sexta (tobacco hornworm), 1923 nucleotides long. RefSeq names its product dnaJ protein homolog 1 (gene DnaJ-5). Lineage: Eukaryota; Metazoa; Arthropoda; Insecta; Lepidoptera; Sphingidae. The record is from RefSeq and is a predicted model, not a curated record. Gene Ontology annotation, biological process: negative regulation of transcription by RNA polymerase II. Bases 247 to 1308 code for a protein of 353 amino acids. Gene Ontology annotation, cellular component: cytosol. The transcript has 3 exons. Gene Ontology annotation, molecular function: protein-folding chaperone binding.